Molecule: messenger RNA, 855 nt
Organism: Gastrolobium bilobum
Lineage: Eukaryota; Viridiplantae; Streptophyta; Magnoliopsida; Fabales; Fabaceae
Product: mediator of RNA polymerase II transcription subunit 21
Exons: 4
Coding region: 85-498 (137 amino acids)
Biological process (GO): regulation of transcription by RNA polymerase II
Cellular component (GO): mediator complex
Molecular function (GO): transcription coregulator activity
Source: RefSeq, a predicted model, not a curated record
UUCAACCCUCUUGUGGAUUUUUCCAUCAAUCUCACUCGCAUUAAUUCCAAGAACUUGUGUGGAUUCGAUAUUUGAGUUCUUGUAAUGGAUAUAAUCUCUCAAUUACAAGAACAAGUUAAUUUGAUUGCACAACUAUCUUUGAAUACCGUUGGUACAUUGCAAAGGGAUGCACCUCCUAAUCGGCUUUCUCCGAAUUACCCUGAACCACCGCCACAUCCUACGGAGGAUGGGGCUAACUUUUCCGAACAGCCAAAGCUGAUGAGUGCUGCAUUGGUGAAGGCGGCAAAGCAGUUUGAUGCAUUGGUUGCAGCGCUUCCAAUAUCUGAGGGAGGUGAAGAAGUACAGCUCAAAAGGAUUGCUGAACUACAGGCUGAAAAUGAUGCAGUAGGCCAAGAACUUCAGAAGCAAUUGGAAGCUGCAGAGGAGGAAUUAAAUCAAGUUCGUGAGCUGUUUAUGCAAGCGUCAGAUAAUUGUUUGAACUUGAAGAAACCUGAAUGAAGAAAGUUCUUAUUUAGUUGCUUGUGUUCAUGGUGGGAGAGAUUAGCACUUUGGUAUCUGCAUGCCACAACUUCAUCACUAUACUUGACAUGAAUCUGCAGGAGGAUUUUCCAUAGAACUCUUACAUACAUGAAAUAACUAGAUUUUUUAUGUUUUAAGUUGUACAUGUCAUGCUCGUGACCUUUUUGUAGAAACUAGAUUAAUUAGUGAUAUGAUACUUGUAAUUAUUUUGCUCUUCCCGAGGAAAAGACUUAUUUCACCCAACUUUGUACCAAAUUUCGUAGUAUGUGCCUAUGCCUGUGUUCCCAGUUGAUUAGAUGAGUGUUUAUUUUACAUAAGACAUCUUAUAGUGUUGUG